AUGGCAUGAAACCUUGAAAAACAGAGAACAAAAAGAAGGCUGAAACCAAACCCAAUAUCAUGGCUCUCAUGCUCUCUCUCAUACAUACACUCUUUCAUUUCACGCAUUUCUUUCUUCCUUCCCAACAUAAGUUAGCACCAUCACCAUUCUAAGCACAGCACACACUUUCUUCUUUCUCUCUCUGCUAAUUUCUCUGUUCAUCUCGUUUCCAUCAGAAAAGAGGAUCCGUUCUUCAAGACAAGACCCAGAUGAAGAACACGACACGUUAGCCUCUGUAUAUCCUGUGCUCUCUCCCAAUCCCUACGCAAGAACAUACUUACUCCUUUAAUUUUCUUUUUUUCUCUUGGGAAACUGAUGGAGAUGGCGGAAAUCCCGAAGUUGGAUUUGUCAUCAUCUUCUCACGAGGAUUUGAUUUCGGAAGAAAAAAACAGAGGAAGCGCAUUUCGGUAUAGUGCCGAGAAAGGCGAUAGCUUUGUGAUUGAUAUGGAUGCCUUUUCUUCCGCCAACCACAAAGAUCCCACCAAUGCAAAUUCGAAAAUUACGUUGCAGAGGAGUCUUUCCAGGAAGGGAUCCCUGCGUUUGGGUGACAGGAAGGUGAAGAGCAGUGCUACACUUUAUGAAAAGGAUACCGUUCCCACCAUAUGCUCAUCACAAGGUACACUUGUUGGGACUUGCACGCUGGAAAAGACAGCGGGGAUGGCAUUAGGGUCAAUGGAUCAUUCUAUCAACCCACUCGUCUAUCAGCAGAUUACUAUGACAACCAACAACAUCAUUGGUAACCCCACAGAAAACAAAUGUAGUAUAACUCGGAGAAAUAGUUUCAGACGACCUUCUUCAUGGGCCCUUGAUCCUAAAAGGGUUCUCCUUUUCUUUGCCACCUUGUCUAGCAUGGGAACAAUGUUGCUGAUAUACUUCAUUCUCUCCAGCAGUAAGCAAAGUCCAGAUGAAUAUGGUGGUGAUUGGAAGCAGUGACUGAAAGUAUCUCUAAUCAGGGAAACCAUGGAAAGAAAGGAGAAAAGACAAAACUUAGGAGUUAAAAAGAAAAAAAAAAAAAAAAUGUACAAGUAACAAAAGCUAACCUAAUUUAGCCAGCCUGAUGUCAGAGUCAGUUAAAAUCUGCUUCUCGGCGUCAUCUCUUUGGAAUCUUUCAUUUUUUUCUUUUUUAAUGUAAAUGGAAGACAAACGAUCACAUGGAGGACAUGGCUCUUUAUAAUUUGUGUUGCGUGAUCGCAGGGCUUAAUGGAGGAUCAUAGAGUCACAUUUUACUAUA
Messenger RNA from Vigna radiata var. radiata (mung bean), 1270 nucleotides. RefSeq lists its product as uncharacterized. The record is from RefSeq and is a predicted model, not a curated record. The coding region runs from base 355 to 972 and encodes 205 amino acids. NCBI's taxonomy places the organism in Eukaryota, Viridiplantae, Streptophyta, Magnoliopsida, Fabales, Fabaceae. The transcript has 6 exons.